AUGUUGGCAUUGGUCACGGAUAUGGAUGCCGAUUUCAAAGCUCAAUUAGAUCAAGAACGAACGAAAGUCGAAGAUGCAUUCGACUUUCUUGGUUGUAAAGUCGGCCGAGGAACCUAUGGACACGUCUAUAAGGCAAAGAAAAAAGAUGGAAAUGAUACGCGAGAUUAUGCACUGAAACAAAUUGAAGGUGCUGGGCUGUCAACUAGUGCUUGUCGAGAAAUUUCGUUAUUACGCGAAUUAAAACAUGUUAAUGUUAUCACAUUGCAACGUGUAUUUCUGUCACAUGCUGAUCGUCGUGUUUAUUUACUAUUCGAUUUUGCUGAACAUGAUCUAUGGCAUAUUAUUAAAUUUCAUCGUUCAGCAAAACAAAAUAAGAAAACUGUUGUUUGCGCACGUGGUAUGGUCAAAUCUUUACUCUAUCAAAUACUUGCGGGAAUACAUUAUUUACAUUCGAAUUGGAUCUUACAUCGUGACUUGAAACCAGCGAAUAUUCUAGUGAUGGGAGAUGGAGUUGAACGUGGUCGAGUUAAAAUUGCAGAUAUGGGUUUUGCACGUCUUUUCAAUUCGCCACUGAAGCCGAUGGCAGAUCUGGACCCUGUGGUUGUUACAUUUUGGUAUCGUGCACCGGAAUUAUUACUUGGCGCACGACAUUACACAAAAGCGAUUGAUAUUUGGGCAAUAGGAUGUAUAUUUGCCGAGUUAUUAACUUAUGAGCCCAUAUUUCAUUGUAAACAAGAGGAUAUCAAAACAAGUACGCCAUACCAUCACGAUCAGUUGGAUCGAAUAUUCUCCGUCAUGAGUUUUCCAGCCGAUAAAGAAUGGGAGGAUAUGAAGAAGAUGCCUGAAUAUGGACGUUUAUCAAAAGAAUUCAAAAAGAGCAAUUAUACGAAUUACAGUUUAAGUAAAUAUAUGGAUAGACAUAGUAUUCGUUCAGAUAGUCGACCAUUUCAACUACUAACACGUUUACUCACGAUUGAUCCAACAAAACGACUAUCAGCUUUGGAUGCGAUGAAUGAUUAUUACUUCAAGGAUGAUCCUCGACCAACUGACGAUGUAUUCGAUAAUGUUCCAAUUCCUUAUCCAAAACGCGAGUUUAUCACCGAGGACGACUCAUCCGAUGCUGGUACACGUGUUGCUAAAACAGAACCAACAAUCAUGGCCAAAACAGAAGCUUCAUCCGUUGUUCUCACCCAACAGCAGCAGCAGCAGCAACAGCAACAACAAUCACAUGUCUCUCAUAAUCAACAACAAAUGACAGGUCAACAGCAGCAACAACAACAACAAUCGAAUAUGCAUAUUAAACAGCAACCACAACAGCAUAAUAAUAUUGUCCAACAGACACAUCCCCAACAAAUGAAAUUAAUGCAGCAACAUCAAUCGAAUAUGAAUGUCCAGGGACAACCACCAGACAAAAAAUUACGUGUUACUGGUGGUUUCACAGGUGGUGAUCCAUCGAACUAUGAUUACCAAAGAAAUGCAAAUCAACAACAACAACAACAACAACAGCAGCAAAUGUACCAGCAACAACAGCAGCGAUUUUAG
This is a messenger RNA of Adineta ricciae, 1542 nucleotides long. The record is from the annotation of a GenBank genome assembly. Lineage: Eukaryota; Metazoa; Rotifera; Eurotatoria; Adinetida; Adinetidae.